Messenger RNA from Tauraco erythrolophus (red-crested turaco), 1929 nucleotides. Lineage: Eukaryota; Metazoa; Chordata; Aves; Musophagiformes; Musophagidae. The record is from RefSeq and is a predicted model, not a curated record.
UAUUGUUUUUUUUUAUUGUAGGAAGUCCAGAAGCAUUCUGUGCACACACUUGUGUUCAGAUCUUUGAAGAGAACCCAUGAUAUGUUUGUAGCUGAUAAUGCCAAGCCUAUCCCGUUAGAUGAAGAAAGUCACAAAGUGAAGAUGGCAGUCAAGCUGCGUACAGAGUACGGCUCAGUGUUACACAUGCCUACUCUUAAAGAAAACUUGAGAGAGAAAGGAAGCCCGAACACUGGGGAUCCUUAUGGACACAAGCAGUAUUCUGGAAAUCAAGGACAAGAACUUGAAUAUUUGAUAACAGGUACACAUCCAUAUCCACCUGGGCCUGGUGUGGCUCUGACAGCAGAUACUAAGGUCCAGCGGAUGCCUAGUGAAUCUGCAGCACAGUCCUUAGCUGUAGCACUUCCUCCUUCUCAGUCCAGGCUGGAUGCAAAUCGGACAGCUGCUGGGGUGGGUGACGUUUACAGGCAUGCUGGAAUAUCUGAGCGUUCACAGCCUCCGGGGAUGUCUGUGGCUAUGGUGGAAGCUGGUGGAAACAAAAAUUCUGCAUUAAUGGCAAAGAAGGCUCCAACCAUGCCCAAACCUCAGUGGCAUCCACCUUGGAAACUGUACAGAGUUAUCAGUGGUCACCUGGGCUGGGUGAGAUGUAUUGCAGUAGAACCAGGGAAUCAAUGGUUUGUUACUGGCUCUGCUGAUAGAACUAUAAAGAUUUGGGACCUUGCUAGUGGCAAAUUGAAAUUGUCUUUGACGGGACACAUCAGUACUGUACGAGGGGUGAUAGUAAGUGCAAGAAGUCCGUACCUCUUUUCUUGUGGAGAAGACAAACAAGUGAAAUGCUGGGAUCUUGAAUACAAUAAGGUUAUCAGACAUUACCAUGGUCAUCUAAGUGCUGUCUAUGGUUUAGACUUGCAUCCAACAAUAGAUGUACUGGUAACAUGUAGCAGAGAUUCAACAGCACGAAUUUGGGAUGUGAGGACGAAAGCGAGUGUGCACACGCUAUCAGGACACACAAAUGCAGUAGCAACAGUGAAAUGCCAAGCUGCAGAACCACAAAUUAUUACAGGCAGUCAUGAUACUACCAUACGGCUCUGGGAUUUAGUGGCAGGAAAAACUCGUGUUACUUUAACAAAUCACAAGAAAUCUGUAAGAGCAGUAGUGCUACAUCCAAGACAUUACACGUUUGCAUCUGGUUCCCCAGAUAAUAUUAAGCAGUGGAAGUUCCCAGAUGGAAAUUUCAUUCAGAACCUCUCUGGUCACAAUGCUAUUAUCAACACGCUGGCUGUAAAUUCCGAUGGCGUUCUGGUCUCAGGAGCUGAUAAUGGUACUAUGCAUCUUUGGGACUGGAGAACUGGAUACAAUUUCCAGAGAGUACAUGCAGCUGUACAGCCAGGCUCUUUGGACAGUGAAUCAGGAAUAUUUGCUUGUGUUUUUGACCAGUCAGAAAGCAGGUUGCUAACUGCUGAAGCUGAUAAAACCAUAAAAGUAUAUAAAGAAGAUGAUACUGCGACCGAAGAAACUCAUCCUGUCAGCUGGAAACCAGAAAUUAUCAAGAGAAAGCGAUUUUAGUGUGGCACCAUACUUACGCUGUAAUAUUGUUUUGGCUUCCCGCGGAGCAUUCAGUCACAUGUUUUUCUGCCUAUAACAGCAGAGCAGGAAGUCAGCUAAGUCAUUGCUAUUUCAACAGGUUUUAUAAUAAAUUUUAUUUCUUUUUCCUUUUGUCUUUUUUUUGGUGUGAUCCCAGCAAACUAGUCGCAGCUGUUAACUUUUUCUUUGUGGGGCAUAUAUAGUUCAUGAAGAGGAUAGAUGUGCAGGUGGUUACUUUUUUAUAUUGAUCUACUGAGUGUAAGUCUAAAAACACUUUGAGCCAGGUUUUCUGAAAGACUCACUUGACUCCAGAAGUUAAUUGCAAAUUUAUGCGUAGAAGCCAUCUAC